GGUAAUCUUUAGGAGAAAUCAAUCAAGAUUGGUGUUUUUGUGGACGAAAAUGCACAGGGAAACUUCCACUUUUUUGGCGCCUUCAUCAUCUCAUCCCUUUAUACAAAACCUCCUGCAUUUACAACCACACACUUAUACAUCUGUUUCAAGCCAGUUAACCCUAAUUUUUCUGCAUAUUACUCAUUAUACAUUUAUACCCUUCCUCUUCUGCCAUCUGACAUUCAGGUUCUACAUGUGUGUGUAGAUAAUAGAUUCUUUGUGCAAUGCCUAUUAUGGGAAUUUCACUAGGGUGGUGAUUGAUUGCAAAGGUUGAUGAUAAUAAUGCAGUUAUUGGCUGAUCAGAUAUUGAAGAUAGGUAGGGUUGUGCAUUAUUGAGACAAAGAAGAGGAAGACUGUGGAAAAAAAAAGUGGGUACUAAUUGUUUGGGGACAAGAUAGUAGCUUUGCUUUUGAUGCACAAGAAUAGCUAGAGGGAAAUUUUUUGCUUUAAAAAAGUUGGAAGUUGCUUAUUUAACUCAUCAUCAUCUUCAGUGUUGAUGAGCACAUUUCUGGGCUCAGAGUUCUCUGAUCAUUGCCAUGGUGGAUCUUGAUCAAGAGGGUAUUGUUAAUAACCUGUCUAUCAAAAAGAAGGAGCUUCUUUCCACUGCCAUGAAGAGGACCACUGAAUGGAAAUCCCUAGCGACGUUACGAUUCAUGCUGGAGGGACAUCCUUUUCACUCCACAAGUUCCCUUUAGUGUCAAAGUGUGGGUACAUAAGGAAAUUGGUGUCUGAGUCGAGUGAUGCUGAUCUUUCUAUAGUUGAAAUCCCUGAUAUCCCCGGUGGAGCAGAGGCGUUUGAGCUCGCUGCGAAAUUUUGUUAUGGGAUUAAUUUCGAGAUAAGCACAGAGAACAUUGGCAUGCUUAGAUGCACGGCAGAGUAUCUCGAGAUGACUGAGGACUACGCGGUUGGGAACUUGGUGGGGAGGACGGAGGCCUACUUAAACGAAGUUGCACUCAACAGCCUUGCAGGGGCGGUUUCCAUUUUGCAUUCUUCGGAGAGUCUUCUCCCAAUGGCGGAGAAAGUGAAACUGGUGAGCCGAUGCAUUGAUCAAAUAGCGUAUAUAGCCUGCAAAGAUAGCCAAUUCUGCUCAUCUGUGGUGGUGGAGGGUGGUGGGACUAAUGGUUUAAACUCCUCCCCGACGCUUCCAAGCACAAAGCCUAUAGUUGAUUGGUGGGCUGAGGAUAUGACUGUGCUUAGAAUUGAUUUUUUCCAAAGGGUUCUGAUUGCAAUGAUGGCAAGGGGAUUCAAGCAGUAUGGACUUGGACCGAUCCUCAUGCUUUACGCCCAGAAAUCUCUUCGAGGUUUGGAAAUCUUUGGAAAGGGGAGGAAGAAAAUCGAACCGAGACAAGAACACGAGAAGAGGGUCGUUUUGGAAACGAUUGUUAGCCUUCUGCCAAGGGAGAAGAACACCCUAUCGGUUAGCUUCCUGUCAAUGCUCCUAAGAGCAGCAAUAUAUCUGGAAACAACCGUUGCUUGCAGGCUUGACUUGGAGAAGAGACUCGGUUUGCAACUUGGGCAGGCUGUUUUAGACGAUUUGUUAAUCCCCUCGUAUUCUUUCACUGGGGACACGUUAUUCGAUGUUGAAACUGUGCAGCGGAUUAUGAUGAACUACCUGGAGUAUCAACUGGAGGGAAAUGGAAAUCGGGGAUCGGGCUUCAAUCCAGAUAAUGAAGAAUAUGUAGCUCCCUCGCCUAGUGAUAUGGAGCGUGUGGGGAGGCUAAUGGAGACUUAUCUUGCUGAAAUAGCUUCAGAUCGUAAUCUAUCUGUCUCGAAGUUCAUUAAUAUCGCUGAACUUAUCCCCGAGCAAUCAAGAAUCACAGAAGAUGGGAUGUACCGUUCCAUUGACAUUUACUUGAAGGUAUGCACAUUCACUUUGCACAACGUUUUGUUAGUCUUUACUUCUUCGAUUACUCAAAUAUCGUUAUGCAAUAUGCACAAUUUGAAGGCACACCCUGCUUUAAGUGAUAUGGAGAGAAAGAAAGUGUGCAGCGUUAUGGACUGCCAAAAACUCUCUCGAGAAGCUUGUGCUCAUGCUGCCCAGAAUGACCGCCUCCCAGUUCAGACCGUCGUUCAAGUGCUUUAUUAUGAGCAGCAACGCCUCCGAGAGGUCAUGAAUGGCGGUGGUGAAUCUCCCGCUCUUCCCUCCAAAGUGGCGACUCAGUUCUCCACUGACAUCCAGCCCAUCGUUCCAGACGAGCUCUCAAGUCUGCGAAGAGAAAACCAGGAUCUGAAACUGGAGCUCGUGAAGAUGAAAAUGAGGUUGAGAGAAAUCGAGAAGUCUUCGGAUAAAUCAGCUACCAGCAGUCCCUUAGGCAUCACUCUUGCAUCUGCUGACAAGCCUCCUCUUCCCCGAAGAUCAUUCAUGAGCUCCGUUUCCAGAAAGCUUGGCAAACUUUAUCCAUUUGCUCGCGCUGAUGGACUCAUACCUAGCAAAGGCAGAAACAAACCAAGUAAAAAUCGGCGCCACUCCAUUUCAUAGGCAGUUUUUUUCUUAGUGAUGCAUACUGGGAUUAAGGUUACUGCUUUGUUUUGAUGCUUAGGAAAGAGGAUUCUCUGCCAGACAACCUAUGUUGCUUGUCCUCUUUUCCUGUGUGAUAAAACUGUAAAUCAUAUUUUGUCUCUGUGCAUUGAUUGAUGAAUACAAUUCAACCAGUAGUAGCUGAUGAUAAGUUUCUCUGUAUAUCCCUACCCAAAGACUUGUAAUAUUAGAGAUGGCAUAUUACUAAGACCAAAAAUAUAAAGAAACAAUCUUUUUUGAAGGGCUUUC
Messenger RNA from Ipomoea nil (Japanese morning glory), 2806 nucleotides. Its product is annotated as BTB/POZ domain-containing protein At5g67385-like. The coding region runs from base 665 to 2518 and encodes 617 amino acids. The transcript has 4 exons. The record is from RefSeq and is a predicted model, not a curated record. Lineage: Eukaryota; Viridiplantae; Streptophyta; Magnoliopsida; Solanales; Convolvulaceae. Gene Ontology annotation, molecular function: protein binding.